GGAGGAGCGGCGCCGGGUCCCAGGCGGCGCGGUCGCUGUCGGGGCCGCCGGUGACGUGGCGGGGCGGGGCCUGCGCGGCGGGGGCGGCGGCGCGACCGAGCAUCCUGGUGCCGCGGCCGCGAGGCUGUCGUCCGCACGGGCGCGAGGGAGCCGUUGGCCAUGGAAUCCAGGGAGAGCACGGAGUCCACCUACCAGUUCAUGGCCGAGGCCAACCGGUCGCGGGAGGAUGAGGAGAGCGUGGUGCCCCGGGGGGCCACGGAGAGCAUGCAGCUGAAGCAGGAGAUCUCGCUGCUGAACGGGGUCAGCCUGGUGGUGGGCAACAUGAUCGGCUCGGGGAUCUUUGUCUCGCCCAAGGGCGUGCUGGUGCACACCGCCUCCUUCGGGCUGUCGCUGGUGGUCUGGGCCAUCGGCGGGCUCUUCUCGGUGGUGGGCGCCCUCUGCUACGCGGAGCUGGGGACCACCAUCACCAAGUCCGGGGCCAGCUACGCGUACAUCCUGGAGGCCUUCGGCGGCUUCAUCGCCUUCAUCCGCCUGUGGGCCUCCCUGCUCAUCGUGGAGCCCACCAGCCAGGCCAUCAUCGCCAUCACCUUUGCCAACUACAUCAUCCAGCCCUCCUUCCCCACCUGCGAGCCCCCUUACCUGGCCUGCCGUCUGCUCGCUGCCGCUUGCAUAUGUCUGCUGACAUUUGUGAACUGUGCCUACGUCAAAUGGGGCACCCGGGUGCAGGAUGCAUUCACGUACGCGAAGGUCCUGGCGCUCAUUGCCAUCAUUGUCAUGGGCCUGGUGAAACUGUGCCAGGGACACUCUGAGCACUUUCAGGACGCCUUUGAGGGUUCCUCCUGGGACAUGGGAAACCUCUCUCUCGCCCACUACUCUGCCCUCUUCUCUUACUCAGGUUGGGACACCCUUAAUUUUGUAACAGAAGAAAUCAAAAACCCAGAAAGAAAUUUGCCCCUGGCCAUCGGGAUUUCUAUGCCAAUUGUGACGCUCAUCUACAUUCUGACCAACGUGGCCUAUUACACAGUGCUGAGCAUUUCAGACGUCCUGGACAGUGACGCCGUGGCCGUGACGUUUGCUGACCGGACAUUUGGGAUGUUCAGCUGGACCAUCCCCAUCGCUGUCGCCCUGUCCUGCUUCGGGGGCCUCAAUGCGUCCAUCCUUGCUUCAUCAAGGUUGUUCUUCGUGGGCUCCCGAGAGGGCCACCUCCCAGACCUUCUGUCCAUGAUCCACAUCGAGCGUUUUACACCCAUCCCUGCGUUACUGUUCAAUUGCACAAUGUCACUCAUCUACCUCACUGUGGAGGAUGUUUUCCUGCUCAUCAACUACUUCAGCUUCAGCUACUGGUUUUUUGUGGGCCUCUCUGUUGCUGGACAGCUCUACCUUCGUUGGAAGGAGCCCGAUCGGCCCCGGCCUCUCAAGCUGAGCCUGUUUUUCCCCAUCGUGUUCUGCAUAUGCUCCUUGUUUCUGGUGAUUGUGCCCCUCUUUGGUGACACCAUCAAUUCCUUCAUUGGCAUUGGGAUCUCCCUCUCCGGAAUCCCCGUCUACUUCCUGGGCGUUUACCUGCCAGAAUCCCGGAGGCCACGCUUUGUCCGGAAUAUCCUGGCUGCUAUCACCGAAGUCACCCAGAAGAUUUGCUUUUGCGUCCUGACUGAGCUAGAUGUAGCUGAAGAGACAAAGGUCGAGAGGAAAACUGACUAGAGGCCAGAGGUGAAGUCCCCUGAGGCCUGGAAGGCUUUACGUGUGGCCGCAGUCACCAAAGGCCAGAUGACAAGACUGUGGACCCAGCUCUCUUGUACUAAAGGAGCCUGUUGGCACACAUUAUGUAAGGGGGUUGAGGGCUGAUGGCCUUCUCAGGUGAUCACUCUCGUUGGUAAGCUAUGGAAGACGAUGGAGUGUGGGGCCAGUCUAACUGUGGGCACGGGGGAGGGCUGGGGAAUGGUGGUUGAGUUUGUUCCUGCUGGGUGGUGUAGCCCUCAGACACUUGGUGAGUUGCACAGGGGGAAGAGGGAGUGCUAGCUAGGUUAGCCGUGGCUGGUGGUUUCUAAACUUGGUACUUGAGGUUUGGACCAGGAGUCUCUACAAAGGAGCUGCUUUAAUGACAAGUUUUCCUCUGACCAGGUCCAGGCACCUGACUUUAGAGGCUGGAAAUGCUACCAUUUCUCUCUCUGGUUCAAAAUCCUUCCCUGGGGGAAAUGGUUGUACUCCACUAUUUAUUUAUAUUAUUUAAUCCAGAACACCAAUUCUAGAUGAAUUCUGGUAUUCAUCUACAGGAUGCAAUAGAUCGUUUAUAAAUGCAAAAUACCCAAAGCUGAGUCCCUCUGUCCUCAGAGGUGUCUCUACGUGAUGGUGGGUCAGACUCUGACUGCAGAUUUUUUUUGGCUUGGUUUUAGCACAAUCUUCAUAUUGAGUGUUACCUGCAAAGAUCUUUUGAUUUUUUUUUACUCAUGUGCCGAUUACACUUUAGUAUAUACACAGGUCACAUCACAAGCACCUGGCUCAGGUUCAGCAAGGACACAUGAACAAAUCCACGAGCCAGAAAUCUGGCACUAUUGUUGUUUUGAAGGAUAAUCCUUUAUUUUCCUUAAGAGCUUGUCUGUGUUCUAGAUGAUAAAGUAAACCUCUGGGUUUCUGGUACGAACUUUAAGAUAGAAACUUCUCGUUCAGGUAGGUCACCUGAAUUCUUUCAGCUGUCAAUGUCUCAUGGACUCACGCCACCAAAUAGCUUGUUCCACUCGCUAAGGGUCGGUGUCGCAAGCCCUCCUAGGUGCUAGACGUGGUCAUUUCUCUUCUGAAAACCUCACACCAGGCCGCACCCUCUUGUCCCCAACACCAGGCUUUGUUUACACUGAGCCGCCUUGGUGUGGAUCAUGGGGACAAUGCACUCCUUUCCUGCCUGCCUCCUGGGGCGAGGUCUGGUGGGGCUUCCGUCUCAGGAAGACCUUGGUACUCGUGGGAACUUUUUUCCCAUGGAGACAGUGAAGACUCUGGGGAAAAAGCUGCUUUAAAAUGUCUGGCUCCUCAGCAGACUGCAUGAUUGGAAAUAACCAAUUCUGGUGCUCAGGCUGCUCUUUAUCACCCAGGCCAGCCAGAGCACGGCUGGCCCGGUGGACACUCCUUCGUGGGCAGCUUGGCCGCACAGGACUGUACAGCUCUCCUGGGAUAACCUCAGACCCAAUCAUCCUGGGCCCAGAACCUGCUGGCUUGGCACACGCUGUAGGCUUCUUGUCCUUACAUUUUGGAACUGACCAAUGGUAAAGAAGUAUGAGACAAUCUCCCUAAACUGGCUCAUCUCAGACAAGGGUGUAACCUUGGUCAUACCUGCUCAAUAAAAACAAUUUAAGGGAGCAUGCUCACAAUUGCUUUUGGUUCAGGGCAAGCGUCUGUGAGAACAUAGGGGGCCAUUCCUACUAUCUUGGGAUGGGGAUUUGCACCGCAAAUUCCUGUCUACAGCAGGGAGUCCAUACAAAGGGUGACUUGCCUAGACUAUGUACAUGUGACUCUUGUCUGAGCCACGCUGGCACCUGCCCCAGGGAUCCUUCAGAGCUAACCCUUUAAGGGCAGUGCGCUUGCCUUGAGGACCCGAGGCAGGCUUUGGCUUCCUCCAUUCACGCAAAUGACCAGCUCAUUCCAGGAACUUGCUGUUUCCCAGCGGCUCCUGGGAAAACAAGGGCCUCAAUACUCCGGGAGCCCUAACACUGACUUAGUGAGCCAUGUCGUCCUCCUCCACCACCAGUGGAUGGUGACCGCAUUCUUCCCCUCUGUGCUGCGUACAGACUUCCUAGAAACCUUCCUGUGGGAGAGAAGCCAGACUUCCUCCACUCAAGCUUUGUGGUGGAAUUAAUUUCCACGAGGUUUUUCUUUAUCAGCCUCAUUUCUCCUGGUAUGCUAAUCCCUUUCGCACUGGGUACAGUUUGUGAAGUUGUUAAGUCCUUUAAUGUUGGCAAACUUUAAUGAGCACAUAAAUAGCAAUGAACACAUUAUACUGGUACAGAGUGUUCUUUAAUCCUUCGUUUACGCCUAUAGACUACUGUAAGAUUACUAAUUUUGAUGUACAUUGAAGCUGCUGACUCUUACUUGUGACAAUGAAUUGUAUCUUUGUAGAUAGGUGGGAAACCAAUAGUCUGUUGGUUUUAUAGCCACAAGAGUAGAGCUCGAGUACACACACACAUACAAUUUAAUCAUUUUGUCAGGUUUAACAACUCUGUGUAAAUAAAAACCAAUGUAGGUAAAGACUUGCAAAAUAAUGGCUUUAGGCAGGAUGGGAAAGUAGGUGCUUAUGAAAUCUUAAAAGAUGUGGGAAGACACAUCCCUGUGUACUUCAUCUUCCCAUGUGAUAGUGAGUCUGCCAUGGGGCAAGAGAGCACGUCUUAAGAAGAAGGUUCUGGGUACUGAUUGCCCUAUACCGGCGCGUCCAGCACAGCAGCUACUAGCCACAUGUAGCUAGUCAAAUGAAAUAAAACUGAAAAUUCCUCAGUCACACUAAUCACAUUAAAAGUGCUCAGCCACAUGUGGCUAGUGGCUACUACUGCACAGUGAAUGUUACAUUAGAUGACUAAAUGCCAACUCAGUCUGAGUUAAGGCAUCAGUGCUUUGGAAGGGGUAGGGGCAGAGAUGUAAAUCCUGG
Pipistrellus kuhlii (Kuhl's pipistrelle) is the source of this 4624-nucleotide messenger RNA. RefSeq names its product solute carrier family 7 member 6 (gene SLC7A6). Gene Ontology annotation, biological process: amino acid transmembrane transport. The record is from RefSeq and is a predicted model, not a curated record. Gene Ontology annotation, cellular component: membrane. The coding region runs from base 160 to 1698 and encodes 512 amino acids. The transcript has 10 exons. Lineage: Eukaryota; Metazoa; Chordata; Mammalia; Chiroptera; Vespertilionidae. Gene Ontology annotation, molecular function: L-amino acid transmembrane transporter activity.